Molecule: messenger RNA, 3665 nt
Organism: Anopheles funestus (African malaria mosquito)
Lineage: Eukaryota; Metazoa; Arthropoda; Insecta; Diptera; Culicidae
Exons: 5
Coding region: 728-2665 (645 amino acids)
Source: RefSeq, a predicted model, not a curated record
CAAAAAAAUGGCUGCAUACUGUAAACACACAAAAAAUAAGAAGUUUUUUUUGCAAAAUUUAUAAAACCUUUUAUUCAGUGACAAAACAAAAGUGUCUGGUUCAAUACUUACAUGUUUCAAUCUCAAAACAUUAAAGUGCAUAGUGUGUGAAGUAGAAAAAAUGGCCAGGUUAACAAAAAAAAAAAAACAAAACAAACCAACUUAUCUCAAAAUUGUUGCAAAUUAGUUUGACGCAUGCAUUCGUUUUCAUUACUGAGCAUCCUUCCCCAUCUAGGAGGCACCUGUUUGAGGGCCCGUCCCUCUACAUCCUUAUGUAAUGUUUGGCACAGCGCUGGUUACUAGGAACAUAAAUACAACCCCUAAUCAUAGCAAUCGUGACAGCACCACACCGACACUGGCAAUGCCAUUCGGUGGUUGAAAAGGAUAUCGAUUUUCGCUACCAUCUAGUCCUUACGAAACGCUGGCAGCAAACGAACAGGUAGUCGAAGCGCAGGCAGCUGUGUAAUAGUGCCGGUUUAAAGGAUUCUAGUGUCGGUGUUACUCAUCUUUCGUAUCUUUGCUGGCAUAUUAAAAGGGAACGAACUAAGUACAGGCAGUAUGAAAUAUGCUGAACGAUCCACGUGUAUAUGAAACGCGAUUGGAAAGAAUACUUCGUUGAACGAAGUUUACCGGUGGCUUUAGAGAUUCGAACGCACGAAACGGACGCGCCCCGGUACUACGUUGCAUCAUGUAUCAGUGUCGCAAGUUUACCCGGCGAAAUUUGCUCUUUCUGCUGUCGAUCGGUGUCGUUUAUUUGCUUCUCGAUCAUUACUUCAAUGGCGACGACUAUGGAGAUAACAGGGAAAAGCUAGUGUUGAUUGAGGAAUCGAUUAAAUCACUUGCCAACCAGGGUGCUUGCAAGAUGCCAAGCUUACCGGUGGAUUCGCCGGAAAUGUUGAGCUUUCUCAAAGACGAACCACCCAUCGAAUGUGGAAGCGAACUCCAGGACUGGGUGGAAUGUGAGAAAGCUGUAUGUAAUAUAAAGCCUGAAGUUAUCAAGGAAAAAGGUAAGAUUACCUGUGACUAUGCCGACAUCUUACGCCAAAGCGACUUUAAAAUGUCCUUCGGAGAAACGACACGAACAUCCGGCAGCUACACACUGCAGGCCAGUGACUUUGUGCGUGCCAAGUGUUGGACGGACAGUCGCACGGAACGGUGGCAGGGGUUGCUGGUCGGUAUCCGGCAGGAUGAGCAGCUACGGGCACGGUCCAGCUGGAACAAGGAAUCCGCCCUGAACGUGCUGAUGCUUGGGUUCGAUUCGCUCAGCCGCAACGCGUUCCAGCGCAAGCUACCGAAGGCGUACAAAUACCUCACCAAGUAUCUCGGGGCGGAUGUACUGCAGGGGUACAACAUCGUUGGCGAUGGGACACCGCAGGCACUGAUCCCGCUGCUGACCGGGUUUACCGAGCUGGAACUGCCCGACACACGGCGGCGGAUGAAAAACACCGAGUACGUUAACGUGUAUCCGCUGAUCUGGAAGGAGUACGAGAAGUAUGGUUACGUGACCGCGUUCAAUGAAGACGUACCGAACAUCGGCACAUUUUCCUAUCGGUUGAACGGGUUCGAUGAGCAGCCGACUGAUCACUACAUGCGGACGUACUAUCUAGCGAUCGAAGCGUACCUUAGCUACUACAAGCGUUUGUGCAUUGGGGCGAAACCGCGCCAUAAGGUGAUGCUAGACUACACGCGCGACUUCAUGACGAACUAUCGCCCCAGUACGCCCCGCUUCGUGUUCAGCUUUCACGGCGAGCUGUCGCACGAUUCGAUCAAUUUGGUCGGUGUAGCGGACACCGAUCUUACCAACUGGCUAGUGGAGCUGAAGAAGUCCGGUGUCUUGAAUAAUACGAUUUUGGUGCUAAUGUCUGACCAUGGGAACCGUUUCGCCGAGGUGCGCAACACACUGCAGGGCAAGCAGGAAGAGCGUUUGCCGUUCUUCAGUUUCACCUUUCCCGACUGGUUCAAAACGCACUACAAGGAGCAGUAUGAAAACUUUCGCCAGAAUCUCGAUCGACUCGUAACACCAUUUGAUGUGCACGAAACGCUACAGGAUAUCUUAACUCUUCAAACGCUUAAGGCAAAACAAAAACCUGCCGUAUCGCGUGCCAUCUCGCUGUUCGAUGCCAUACCUCAGAAUCGGUCCUGUGCGGAUGCCUAUAUCGAGCCACACUGGUGUGCCUGUUUGAACUGGCAACCAAUUAACGAUACGACCUCAUCGGAGGAAGUGUUCCGGUCAGCUAAAACGAUCGUCGAUACGAUCAAUCACCACACUGAGCGACAUCGGGGCAUCUGUGCAAUGCUUACGCUGGACGAAAUCCGCUGGGCGGCACGUUUGCAACCGCACGAAGGAUUGGUACGGUUCAAGCAGAACCGCGAUACGGACGGGUUUCUGGGUGAUUUUUCGUCCGACACGAUACGCGUACCGCACGACAUGUACCAGGUGAAGCUCGUUACCAAUCCGAGCAAAGCGAUCUACGAAGCAAGCGUGCUGCAUGACCGUGUGAACAAUCGGUUCCGCGUGAAGCUGGGCGAUAUUUCGCGCAUUAACAAGUACGGCGAGCAGGCAAACUGCAUCUACGAGCGGGACCCGGAGAUGCGUAAAUUUUGCUACUGCAAGGACGACCAUUGAUGCUUUCGUGCUGUAUAUCGGUGCGUUUUGUUGUAUAGUUGUUGUGCUGUGUCCCUUGUGAAUGUUGCUACCCAGUCUUACCUCCCAUUCGAAUGGACAGGAUGCUGUACUACCGUUGUCCUACUGACUGAACAGUACGGGGUGGGUUCGGCGCUGUUGCUGCAACAUCACCGAAACUCACCCUCAAGAAACCUCAGCCGCCUUCGCACUAGCUACGCUUCAUUUUGGGUACACGGCGAAGGCUUCCUUUGUAAAUACAUUUUACUACAUGUCCAGAGGAACGUGUGACAGCAUUACGGGCGGUAUUAAAAUACUAUUCACACUAGUGUUUUUUGAUAUAUUUAAAUCUUAUUCGUGGAUCGAAUAAAUCGAUUCUCUGCAAACAACCGGCGCCGACGACCGUCGAUUUGCAGAUGUUUAGGGAUGUUUAGGAAACUUCACCAAGUACGCUAACGUAUUAGGGAACGCCCGGUACGCCGGAGUGUGCUACGGUACGUGAUAGAUGGACAGACUGUUCAGCACACACUACUCCACUUUAUCGGUGUGCCCGUAUAGCAGCUUCAAGUAUGAAUCUCAUCCUUGUUGGUUUAUUAGAAUAUGGUUUAAAGCAAGCACAAAACACAGAGUGUUCGUAAGAACGUAACGAAGUGUCAUUGAGAUGAAUCUCCUUUUCUACAAAAAGGUUUAGUUAUUUAUUUACUCAAGUUUUGAACAAAUGAAAAAUGUACUGAGGGAAAAUUUCUCGAACUUACGCAAAAAAAAAGUUAGGUAAAACGUUAAUUUCAUCUCGAGAUGUAAGAAACGUUGUAAAAAUUAUGUUUAGUGCGUUAAACGCACUAUUUUCGGUAUGAAUUUGGCAUUGGAAGAUGCUACAUGAAAAGUUAAACAUAUUUGCUUAGUUUUGCAUUCAACUGGAGCUUGAUAAAGAUAUUGCAUGGGUUAAGAUGGAUUGAGAACAUGAAAAAUCGAAUGAAUUAAAUGCAAAGCGUUCUUCUACAAA